AUAAAUACCGCCGACUGUAAGAGACCGAAGUCCGUGUGGCCCGUAGUGAAAACGGUUUGUGUGUGUGUGUGUGUAACAAGGCAAAAUAAAUCUAACGUUAAAUUUGUUUCCAUACGUUAACCCGGCUUACAGCUAGCCAAUAUAAUGACGCGAAGCUCAAAUGGUGUGUCGGAAAGGGGUCAAUGGAUCCUCUCAAAUGCCCUGGCCCUUCUGAGCGACAACCCACCGAUUGUUGUACCGCCUCAAAAGUACGGACUUCAUGACGUGGCUAUUUACAACAAGAAGAUUAAUGAUGUCGUCACCAACAAGAUGCUCGAAGUUGGUUAUAAGAUCGACGCGGUAUUCAGAUGGGAUGAAGAGUAUGAGGAAUUUAAAGGAGCAAUUGAGCGCUUGCCCUGGGAUACUUUAUCACAAACAGCAUUCGAAGAAUCUUUGCGCCGAGCUUGUCAAGCUGCGGAAGACCUUAAGAUUGUUGCUGACAAGGUCAGUUCUUCGUCAGAAGAUGAAAACUGGGAAGACGUCGAUACAUCAAUAUCGUCAUUUGGCUCAAUAUCCAUUGCAUCUGCCAGUUCGAAAGGUUCAGAUAGAAGCGCUAUUCUUUCGAACGCCAAAAGGAGCAUGCUCAACCAGAUGAAGGAAAGCGCAAAAAAAAAACUGCAGAGAAUUUCUCGUUUAGGAGACACGGUUGCGGCGGCUAAAAAAACACAAGGAUGCACGCCACUCAAAAAGCCUCCACAAUCUGCGAACUCCUCUACCAACGGCAACAAUACGAGCAGUCACGCAGGCGCAGAAGGCGAGCACCAAGGGCGUGCUUUAAAGCGCCAGGCCAGUACCAGUGCACAUCCAGAAAGACAGGCAAAGAAAACACGGGCUCCGAGUGUCGAUAAGGCAGGAUUUGCCAGGUCACAGAACUCUCGAGUACAGUUGGUUAAAGAACGUAAGGAAAUUCAGGAGAAAGAGAGGAUCGAGAUGAUUGAGGCGAAAAUCCAACAAAAAGAGCUUCAAGGGAGAGAUAAGGUUUCUAGGGAGCAAAAACCUACUAUCGCAGCUGCUGGCAGAAAAGUAUCCGCUACUAACAGUAGUACUAUCCAAAGUAAAGCACCCGCUGAAAAAGGCACUUCAACGAAGCCCGCACCCAUAAGAAAAGCAUCUAUUACAAACAAACCAGUAAUGGCACCUCCGAAAGUCACGAGGUCUGCCCUUACUCAAGAAGCAAGUGUUGUUGCUAAAAAGAACUCACUGUUUGCAAAGCCAGCUGUACCGGUCGUUGCUGUGAAAUCGACAGUGCCAAAAAUUGCAAAGAAUGCUUCACCAUUACGAUUGAAAAACAUUGAAAGGCCGCCAGCCCCGGUUAAUGGAGGCGACAUCAAAGCUUCAUCCACUAAGACGAUGCAAGACAAAGCGAAAGAUGGACUUCGUCAUGGCGAUCUAGCUAAGCAGGCAAUAUUCCAAAGUAUGCUUGUUGCAGGAGACCAAGAUGUGCAUUGUGCUAACUCAACGUUCCUACCUGGAGUGGAAGCUAUGCCUAAUUUCGAUGCGUCAUUAGCGUUGACGGCCAGUCCUGUUGGGGAGACAUUUGUCAUUGGUGCCAAGGGAGGUAUUUCGGCAGCGAGUAACAAUACCACGUUCGUCUCGAAACCUGGCUUGAUGCCGUCACCUGUUAUGAAUCGACAGGGUCCAGUGAAUCUGGACACAUCCACCUUCAUCGAUUCAUUCAAUGAGUCCUAUAGAGACUAUGGACUUGAGGACCUGUGCUCGGACUCGGAUAACACGGAUGAUGAGAAUAAGCCCAAUAAACGGGUUCCCAAGUGGGCCGAUAUGCGGAGCAAGCGAUUUAAAAGCCGUAUAACGCGACAGAAGGUUCUAGGCCAAGCGAUUGAGAAGUAUGGCCUUACUACAAUCUACAUGCCUGCUUCAGUUAAUUUAGAAAAUAUUUUCCAGACAACAUCAAAUCGCUUCCUUCGACACAAUACAUCGUCAGGAGUUUGGAACGAAACGCACGAUUUUAUUAAGGACUGAAUUAAAAGCUGCAUUUAAAGUGCGGGGGGGG
Varroa destructor (honeybee mite) is the source of this 2050-nucleotide messenger RNA. RefSeq lists its product as uncharacterized. NCBI's taxonomy places the organism in Eukaryota, Metazoa, Arthropoda, Arachnida, Mesostigmata, Varroidae. The record is from RefSeq and is a predicted model, not a curated record.